Exophiala xenobiotica is the source of this 1144-nucleotide messenger RNA. RefSeq lists its product as uncharacterized. The record is from RefSeq and is a predicted model, not a curated record. Bases 145 to 867 code for a protein of 240 amino acids. Lineage: Eukaryota; Fungi; Ascomycota; Eurotiomycetes; Chaetothyriales; Herpotrichiellaceae. The transcript has a single exon.
CACCGUUCUCAUUGUCGACCAGGGACCGAGGGUGCUUCAAAUAUCGUUGUCGCAGCAUCAACUCCGCUCGUUUGUGACAGAAUUCAAAGGCCACCCAAAAGAACAGCAGAAGCCAUAUGUGACAGUGCGAAAGUCGAUCAGGUCAUGGGCAACAAAGUCCACGUAUACGAGCACACUAGCUCGUACAAUGCAAUUUCGCACAAAUCCCCCCAAGGACUACAGUGUCUUAAGGCUCUAUUCAGCGAAUAUGACAGCUCGAACCCGAGUCGAAUGAAGUUGAAUGAUCUGUUUACAGCAGAUUUCCAGGACAACACCAAUGGUAGCGACAGAAAUACGGGUCGUGAUGAGACCAUCGACUCUAUCAUCUCAUCAAGAGCAAAGUGUACGCGGCACCAAAUCGACCUGAAACAUGCCUGGUGCCUCGAGAACUCAGGAAGCAGCCAGACUGUCUUCUUUGAGGCCGUACGCUUCAUGUAUCUAGAUGGCGAUUCAGAUUGGACGCGAAUUCCGCUUUCAGGAAGGAUAGAAGUGAGAGUCAAAGAGAACAGAUUCUCGCUGAAAGACGCCAUUGCCCAGAUCGCCAGUCGGAGAAUGACAUCUGAUGCCAGUCAGCUGGUGAGAAAGGAAAUGUGGCGUACAGCUUCAAUGCCCCUGAGCCCAGCCGAGACGCAAUCUUUGGGUCUACAACCUUCCAACAGUCAGCUUGCUCUGCCGAACGUGUCAGAACUCCCAACUGCCCAUACCUUGUCCUCGAUGGAUAACAAGCCAUUGCCUGGUUAUCAAAAGUCGCAAUCGAGCAAAGAUGCAUCAACCGGGACGCCGACUGUAACCUCUGGAAGUUCGGUAGAUGUGAUCGAGAAGCUGUGAGCUGGGGUGGACCAUGGUUCCGCUUACAGAGAGGAGUGUUGCUGCAUAAGUGAAGCGAGGGACGGCAAACUCUUCGAGCGAGGAGAGAGAUUGAUGCAGUGACGCUGCAUCGGAUGUUCGCCUAUCAUGGUCUCCAGGGUAGUGUAGCUUUGGUCCUGCGAUCGGUCUGUUCCAGGGAAAAGGAUAUCGAGAUUUUUGUGGAUUUGCAUCGUCAAGGCUUUUCCGAUUGUAACGCCGUCUUUGGUGGAGGAGCAGUUCUUCCAAGACCUCCCCUCAU